GCUCAUGUGCUGCACGGUGGCUGACAAGUUGCGGAGCUGUGCUUGCAGCUCGUACAGCAGCGCCGCAUGCACGUGGAGCAGCGUGUCGGUCUCGGCAUGACGCAACUCCAGAGAAUGCAACUGCUGCUCAAAGGUUUGAAUCCCCUCUUCCGCCCUGUGACAACAUGUUGGUUUGGUGAUAAUCUGCCCAAUAUGCUGGCUGACAUUUAACACUCAGCUGCAGCCCUAGCAAGGCGAUAUAAAAUCAUCUGGACGACUGGAGGGACAAAAGUGGAGGAGAACAACAGAAAUCUCUGUCUAACGGCCAAACGACAAGAAAACAACAGAAAAGAAAGAGAGAGAGAGAGACAGGACAACGUGGAAUGUGUCCUGUGUGGCUAUUGGUGGCUGUGGCGUUGGUGGGCGUGGCCAGAGGAGGCCUCCUUCAGUGCUUGGACCAUCCGAGCUGUCAGGAGGUCAACUCUGAGAGCAGCAUGAUGGACUGUAUCCAGCUCUGUCACUCUGACCUCACUGCUGAGAUACCCAUCAUCCCAGGCGAUGCCCACCUCCAACCUCCUCCUCCAUCAGAUCCCGAGUCUCUGCCUCCUCUCUCUCUUUUAUCUCCCUCCUCUUCCUUAUCCUCCUCUCCUCAGGCCAAGCGCUCCUACUCCAUGGAGCAUUUCCGCUGGGGGAAGCCUGUUGGGCGAAAGCGCCGCCCGGUCAAAGUCUACAGCUCUAACGACGUGGAGGAGGAAUCAGCCGAGGUUUUCCCUGGAGAGAUGAGGAGACGGGAGCUGGCAAGCAAGAUGGUAGCAUCACAGGAUGAGGAGAAAGCGCAGGAGGUGGCCGAAGAGGAGCAGGAGCAGCUCCCGGGAGAGAAGAAAGACGGCACGUACAAGAUGAAGCACUUCCGCUGGAGUGGCCCGCCGGCCAGCAAACGCUAUGGCGGCUUCAUGAAGAGCUGGGACGAGCGGAGCCAGAGGCCGCUGCUCACGUUCUUCAAAAAUGUCAUCAACAAAGACGGACAGCAGCAGAAGUGAGGGAGGGAGGUGAAAGGAGAGGGAAGAGACAGACAGAAGAUGAGCAGACAAAGAGAUGCCUCCAAACUAAAUACAAAAUAUGAUGUUUGUCAUACUUUCCAAAAGCCUGUCUCCUAGAAAUUAAGUUUAUUCACUGCUAAUUAGUUUUUCCAUUUGUGUUCUGAUGAGAAACAAAAUCGCUGCCUGGAUUCUGUUCACAGACAGUGUUUUACAAGUUAUUUUUGUUUUUUGUUGAUAUCAAUAUUGUCUCGGAUUAAUGGUUUAGUCCAUAAGUCUAUAGUGAAAAAUGUUCAUCCCAUUUUUCCAGAGUUGAUGUCGUGUUCUGUCCAACCACCAGUCUCUUACCAAAAGAUACCCAGUUUGCAAUGAAAUAAAAAAAAAGAAAAGAAAAGCAGUAAAUAUUCACAACUGUGACUCUAUAUGAAUUGUUUUUGGCAUUUUUUGCUUGGAGAAAGACUUAAACGAUUAAUUGAUGAUCAAAAUAGGUGCCUAGUUAUUUCAGCUGAACAGUUUUUUUGCAAGUGUAGGAAGGGGCUACAUUUCUGGACGGCACAGGCAGGUGAUUAGGGUGGAUGGUUGUUGUACAAAUCUGGGUUCACAUCCUGAAUGAAACAUUUAAAAGGUUAGGGAAAGAUUGUAUUUUGGGGUAAGUGUUAAUAAAUUAAAAAUGUCUUGUCUCACUAUUAAGGUUUUUAGUAUAAAACCAAAACCAUGACAGUUCCUCACUCUUAAAGGAUCAGCUUCUUACUAUGAGUGAAGGAUACAGUAGUUAAUUAGUAAAGUUUCCCCCAUUAUGGUGACAUACAACCCAAUCCGGGCUUCAUUAGGUCUCUUUCAAAAUGUAUUUGCUGUUGUAAAUAAGUAAUAUAUGGUAUAAAUUUAAUUUCUAGCAGACAGGGUUACAGUAGGGUGACAUUAUCAGUGUCUUCUGUUUGACUCAUAUGGGUGUUUAAAAGAUCAAGAUUAAAAGACAGAGAAGAAGAUGAAGA
Micropterus dolomieu (smallmouth bass) is the source of this 2008-nucleotide messenger RNA. Its product is annotated as pro-opiomelanocortin-like. Gene Ontology annotation, biological process: neuropeptide signaling pathway. The transcript has 5 exons. The record is from RefSeq and is a predicted model, not a curated record. Gene Ontology annotation, cellular component: extracellular region. The coding region runs from base 363 to 1019 and encodes 218 amino acids. Gene Ontology annotation, molecular function: neuropeptide hormone activity. Lineage: Eukaryota; Metazoa; Chordata; Actinopteri; Centrarchiformes; Centrarchidae.